AUGUCGGCAGAGACCUCGCCUAGGGCUGUCCGCUUCUCCGACGGCGACGUCGACCCGUCCAUGUCCAAGGGCUAUCGUCCACUUGCCGUCACCAACGACUCCGGCGACUCGGGCUCCUCAGGCGAGUCACGGCCAGAGCCCAAUGGCUUCGUCGACUACGAACUCCAGGAUGAACUAGGUACCCUCCACCACUACAUCGACCAGGCCGGUCUUGCAGGCUCCAUGUCGUCCGUCGCUUCCGAUUCAUUGGCUAAUGGCACGGCUGGCCGCCAUCGCUCAGCUACAGACGGAGGACCCAUCCACUCCAACGGCACAUCUACGAGACCCCAACGACCUACCGGCCCGGCAAGGCAGCCUUCCAAUACCUACAGACCCGUGCGCCGACCGCAGCCUACUCCCGUGGGAUACCCUGAUCCUCGCUCCGCCUCCAGGUCACGAAAUUUGCCCUCCAACUCGACCUUCGCACGCCAGGAAAGAGCAUAUGUCCAGCGACUUAACAACGCCAGAAAGCAAGACUAUCCGUUCCCCUCCGAGUUCGACCCCAUAAGCUUUGGCACCCAGGGCGACCCGGACAGUGAUUCUGAGGGCGAGACUCCUGGAUCAGAAGCGCCGUAUAGCACCGAGCAGGACGACGACGCGAGGAGACUUUUCGAGGGCGACGACGACGAGGAUCUGGAACCGACCGAGGAAGACAUUAGAGACCCAGACAACAGGGAGAGACUGGAAUGGCAUGGAAUGCUCGCGGCUGUCCUCACCGGAGAUGUCGUGCGACAGGAGAAGAAGCGUCUCAUCGGCUCGUCUGAGCAGGAGGUUGGAAAGACCGCGCAGAAGGCCGAGCUAUGGCUCGGUAUACGAGCCCGCAUAUGCGGUAGGCAUCUACCCGUUCAGCGCAGAAUGGUGGAAGACGCUCGGGGCACCAUGGAUCGAACAAUCGAGGAAAUUAUCAACUUCCAGAUAGCCGGGGAGAGCGAGGCGGGCAAGCCCCCGGCUGAUCAAGUCCGCGAUAUGGUCGAGAAGAUCGAGAGGCUGGAAGGCCUGUAUCCGUCGCGAGAGGCCAUGCUGGCGGCACACACCUCUGCAAGAUCCGCUCUAUUCACAGAGGCUUGCGACGCCAUCACCUCCUGGUACAAUGUCAAUGAACUCAUCAACACAGAGCUCACUGUCCUGAGAAGAUGGGUGGGCAACGACGAGCUGGACUUCCUGCGAACAAGAGAACGAUCUCCGAUUGGCAACGCUAUUGGCGACGAGUCCUCUUUCCUCGAUAAGUUGUUGAAGGAGGACGGCCUCAAGUCACUACACGACCACAUUGAGGAGGACGUUGGUGGGUUCAAGAGCAAGCGGAACAGCAUGCUGAGAGGCAUCUCCAAUGUAAUCCUCAAGGCCAAGGAAACCCUUAUCCACAACGCAGAGGCGUUCAGAAAACGGCACCUGCCCCCUUACAUCGAGGAUCUCCUAACCUUGAUCAGCUUUCCCUCCCGCCUGAUCGAGGAAAUCAUCAAGGUCCGCCUGGCCUACGCGAAGAAGAUGAAGGAAUCAGCACAGCAAAAUCCAAUGCUGCAGGACCAGAUGAUUUCUCAAUUCCAGGUCCUCUUGAAUCUGGCUAUUGGCAUCAAGCUUGAAUACCUGGGGAUAUCACAGCCUGAGCCUGGUUGGGAGCUGCCUCCUUGCAUCGACGAGGCUUUUGACCAGGCUGUCCUGGACGCCUUGAAAUAUUACUUCAAGAUGCUCAACUGGAAACUGAGCGGCAACAAGAACACCUUCAAGGAAGCUGAGCUUCUGUUCCAGGAGUGGGAAUUUAUCAAUGAGAUCGGGAGUCACCUGGAUCACGGUGACGUCGAGGUUGCUGAGCAGUUCAGCAAUCUGACUUUCAAGGCAAUCAGGCGCUUGAGCGACACCUUCGAAAGAGAGCUGCAACGGAAGCCCAAAGAAAGCCCCGCCGAGAUGAGCAAGAGGUACAAGCAGAUCCUUGACUCGGUUCGAGUUCGCCAAAGAAUGCUGCAACGUUUCUCCAGAAUGCUGAGCGGCAAUUAUGAAAACGCUGCGGACUUUAGUAUCGCGUUUGGACCGGAUCGACUUCACACUCUGUUCGCAAGACUGAUAGAGUCUGGCCACUUCCAAAUCUACACCGCAAGCAUCGAACAUGAGGGUGUCAUUCUGGUCGCUUCGCCUUCGUUACACGGCCGUCACGAGGAGAUUCAGUCUAUCAUUGGCACUGCGUCGUACGAGCAUGUCUCUGAAGAUCCUACGGACCCAUAUAUUCUAAUGAUCCGAGCCGAGAAUGCACCCCACUGGUACGGACCCAAGGUAUCCAUGACGGUACGGGAAGAGCCUCUGGAUCUGAAGGUCGGCCAUCUGCGGCUCAUUGCCGGGGGGUCUCAGAACCGACUCACGAAUGCGAGGAAAGCUUUCCUGGAGCUCAUCGACUUGCACCUGGACCUUGUUGUCGAGCAACGCUCGAACCUCAAGAGAGUCAACCAAAAACUGGGAGACAUCAAGAAAGUGGCAUACAAGCUCUCCAACACCUUCAUGGACAGCGUUGAGACUAUCCGCUCACAGACAAAGGGGAUGGAGGUGCAGGAUCUCAUCCAGACCUGUUUCAUCUUCGCGACAGAGUUUGGUCAGCGAUCUCUACUGUUCAUGGACAGCAAUCGCAGGCAGAUGAACAACAUCAAAUUGACCAAACUUGCUUUGGACUGGGUGAGCUUCAUCUGCGAUGAUUGUGUGUCUUCUGACCGGAAAACCUUCCGGUGGGCCGUCCUGGCUCUCGAGUUCAGCAUGGGCAUGACCCGUGGAAGGCAUAUUCUAGCACUUGGAGACGAGGAAUAUGCAAGACUGCGAGAGAAGGUCGCCGGUUGCAUGUCUCUGCUUAUCUCGCACUUUGACAUCAUGGGCGCGAGGUCGAGCGUUGCCGCCCAGGCGGAGAAACAGCGGCUCGAGGCCCUCGUGGGCCAAUUCAGAAGGCUGGACCAGGGCAAGAAUCUCGAUGAUCGCACUGCUUCCAAGUUUGUUCUAGACCACCGUCUUCAAGAACUCUCCAGGAUCGAUGAGGGGAGGAAACAAAUUCUAGCCGAAAGAUCCGCCCUAGGUCGCGUGCUCGAGGCCUCGAACGAGGUGGACCGGUCUCUUGCGUACCUGUCAUCGACUGCUACUAACUUCACGAUGAGGUGGCAGCAAGGGCACUUUGUCGGCGGAGGAACAUUCGGCAACGUCUAUGCGGCGAUGAACCUGGACACCGGGCACUUGAUGGCUGUCAAGGAAAUCAGGUUGCAGGAUCCGAAGUUGAUACCUACCAUUGCUACGCAGAUCAAAGACGAGAUGCGUGUGCUUGAGUCUGUCGACCACCCCAACGUCGUGUCAUACUACGGCAUCGAGGUCCACAGAGACAGGGUCUACAUCUUCAUGGAGUUCUGUUCUGGAGGCUCACUUGCCAACUUGCUCGAGCAUGGUCGCAUCGAGGAUGAACAAGUUAUCAUGGUUUAUGCGCUACAGCUUCUCGAAGGCCUUGCUUACCUUCAUGAGAUCAAGAUCGCGCAUCGUGACAUUAAACCAGAAAACGUACUCCUCGACCAUAACGGCAUCAUCAAAUAUGUCGAUUUUGGCGCAGCCAAAGUAAUCGCUCGCCAGGGACGGACACUCAUGCAAGACAUUUCAGCUACGAAACCCAACAAGUCCAUGACUGGCACUCCGAUGUACAUGUCUCCUGAGGUCAUCAAGGGUGAAAACCCAGGGCACUUUGGAGCAGUCGAUAUAUGGUCUCUCGGCUGCGUCAUUCUCGAGAUGGCCACAGGGCGACGUCCUUGGGCAAACCUAGACAACGAGUGGGCGAUCAUGUACAACAUCGCCCAGGGCAAUCCGCCACAGCUCCCGACGCCAGAUCAGCUCAGCCCAGAAGGCAUUGACUUCCUCAAGCGCUGCUUUUACCGCGACUCCAAGAAGAGGGCUACCGCCGUGGAACUGCUGCAGCAUGACUGGAUCAUGACCAUCCGGAACCGGGUCGUCGAGCCUUCGACACCUAGCGACUCGAGCGCCUCGGCCCAGACUACGCCGACUGCGACCUCUGGGUCCAGCAGAACAAGCGUCGGUGCGGACGGAUUCUACUGA
Messenger RNA from Diaporthe citri, 4101 nucleotides. RefSeq lists its product as uncharacterized. Lineage: Eukaryota; Fungi; Ascomycota; Sordariomycetes; Diaporthales; Diaporthaceae. Gene Ontology annotation, cellular component: cytoplasm. The record is from RefSeq and is a predicted model, not a curated record. Gene Ontology annotation, molecular function: MAP kinase kinase kinase activity; ATP binding. Gene Ontology annotation, biological process: stress-activated MAPK cascade; protein phosphorylation. The transcript is spliced from 2 exons. The coding region runs from base 1 to 4101 and encodes 1366 amino acids.